CUCUCGCGCUCCCUCACUCCGCGUGAAACAAAGUGUAGUGUCCGCGAGAGCCCCGUAGGAAGCGAAAAAAGAGAGAAGAAACCCGGAGAAAAAGGGAGAGAGAAUGGGGCGGCUGAAUCCACAACAGCAGGAGGAAUAAUAACCCUUAAAGACAGAAACAACUGAAGACGGAGGAGGAAACUCGCAGGAAAGAAACUUUUCGUUCGGGGGGGGGGGAAACUGUUACGGACUCAACAACACGGCCACGUUUGGGAAACAUGGAUACACUUUUCUCUGUAUUCCUGGGACUCCUGUUUCUCUUCUCGUCUGUUGGUAACGUCUCCGGCCAGAUACCGACAGCUCACAUGGGGCGCGCUGAGAAGGGGAGCUGUACGUUUGAUGAGGGCUUCUCUCAGUGUGAUUACCAGCAGGAUCCCUAUGAUGACUUUGACUGGACGCACAUCAACACCCAGGAAGUGCCAUACGUCUCACCAGACCUGCCACAAGGUUCCUACAUGUAUGUGGACGUCUCUCAGUACGAUGUUGGGGAGAAGGCCAGGUUUCAGCUGCCAGUCAUGAAGGAGAAUGACACUCACUGUAUCGACUUCAACUAUCUUCUCACUAGCCCUGACGGCUCCAGCCCGGGCACCCUCAACGUCCUGGUGAAGGUAAACAAGGGUCCACUGGCCAACCCAAUAUGGAACGUGACGUCAUACACUGGUAAAGACUGGCUGAGAGCCGAACUCGCCGUCUCCACCUUUUGGCCCAAUGAAUAUCAGGUCAUAUUCGAAGCAGAAGUUUCGGACAGCAAAGCCGGCUUCAUCGCCAUUGACGACAUUCAGGUGCUCAGCUACCCAUGCGAUAAGUCCCCACAUUUCCUGCGUCUCGGGGACGUGGAGGUGAACGCCGGACAAAACGCCACUUUUCAGUGUAUCGCUACAGGACGAGACACGUCGAACAAUAAACUCUGGCUACAGAGGAGAAACGGAGAAGAUAUUCCUGUGGCUCUGACCAAAAACAUCAACCACAGACGGUUCGCCGCCUCCUUCCACCUCAAAGAAGUCACUAAUCAGGACCAAGAUCUGUACCGUUGCGUCACCCAGUCAGAGCGCGGCUCCGGGGUGUCUAACUUUGCAGGUCUUAUCGUCAGAGAGCCCCCGCACCCCAUCGCCCCACCCCAGCUGCUAGGCGUCGGCCCCACAUAUCUGCUGAUUCAGCUGAAUGCUAACUCCAUAUUUGGAGAUGGGCCUAUCAUCCUGAAAGAGGUUGAGUACCGUAUGACAUCAGGCAGCUGGACGGAAACUCACGCUGUCAACUCUCCCAACUAUAAGUUAUGGCAUCUUGACCCAGACACAGAGUACGAGAUCAGAGUGUUACUAACCAGACCGGGAGAGGGAGGGACAGGCAAACCGGGACCACCACUCAUUACCCGGACCAAAUGUGCUGAACCUAUGCGGACUCCUAAGAGGCUAAAGAUUGCUGAGACCAGGUCUCGUCUGAUAGCGGUGGACUGGGAAUCGUUGGGUUACAACAUCACACGCUGUCACACCUUUAACGUCACCAUCUGCUACCAUUAUAUGACUGCCAGCAACCGCAGCAAAGCUGAUUGCUUGGACAUGGAUCCUAAAGCACCACGCCACCUGGUGGGAAACCUGCCACCGUACACCAACGUCAGUCUGAAGAUGAUUUUGACCAAUCCAGAAGGACGGAAAGAGAGUGACGAGACCAUCAUACAAACUGAUGAAGAUGUUCCAGGCGCAGUUCCCAGUCAGUCACUAAGAGCCACUCCAUUUGAAGACAGAAUCCUUCUUUACUGGAAGGAACCGGCUGAACCCAACGGAGUCAUCAUACAAUAUGAGAUUAGCUACAGCGGUGUGCGUUCAUUUGACCCUUCAGUGCCUCUCCAGCGGCCGGGGCUCACAGUGUCUCUGCCCUCGAAUGCCACCCAUCACCUGUUUUCCCAGCUCCACCCAGGUGUCACGUACCAGCUCUCUAUACGCGCAUCCACCUCCAAAGGGUUUGGUCCUGCAACCACGCUCAACGUGACCACUAAUAUUUCAGCCCCGACAAUAGAUGAGUACGAUGGGUCAGAAGCCUUUCUGAAUGAAACUGCAACAACCAUCACUGUCCUGCUCAAACCUGCCCAGGCCAAGGGAGCACCUAUAAGCGCGUACCAGAUCGUAGUUGAGGAAGUGAAUCCUCAGCGGACACGUCGUCAGGCUUCCUCUGACUGUUACGAGGUCCCAGUUUCCUUCCACAGUGCGUCUAGCGGUGGAUCUCCAUAUUAUUAUGCCGCCCAACUGUCCCCCAGCAACCUGCCUGAGCCGCUCCCCUUCACUGUGGGAGACAACAAGACAUAUCAGGGUUUCUGGAAUCCUCCACUGGCUCCAAGAAAGAACUACAACAUCUACCUUCAAGCUGUUAGCAGCACAGAGAGGGAAACUAAGACACAGUGUCUGAGGCUGGCUACUAAAGGUGCUACAGAGGAGCCAGAAGUCAUCCCUGACCCCGCUAAACAGACGGAUCGGGUGGUGAAGAUCGCUGGGAUCAGUGCUGGCGUUCUCGUCUUUAUACUGCUGGUGCUGGUAGCCAUCCUACUGGUCAAGAAGAGGAGGACCUACUAUUCAUACUCUUAUUACCUGAAAUUGGCUAAAAAACGUAAAGACGCCAUUGGAACGACACGGCAGGAAAUGACUCACAUGGUGAAUGCCAUGGAUCGCAGCUAUGCUGACCAGAGCACUCUGCAUGGAGAAGAUCCCAUGGCUGUGACAUUCAUGGACUCUCACAACUACAACAACAGAUUGCCCAACGAUCCUCUGGUUCCUACCGCUGUGCUAGUUCCAAUCACAGAUGAGAACCACAGUGCCUCUGCAGCAGAGAACAGCAGGCUUCUGGAUGUUCCUCGGUAUCACUGUGAAGGGACUGAAUCUCCUUAUCAGACAGGACAGCUCCACCCUGCCAUCAGAGUGGCCGACCUGCUGCAGCACAUCAACCUAAUGAAAACAUCUGACAGCUACGGCUUUAAGGAGGAGUAUGAAUUGGUGAUACAGAGCUUCUUCGAGGGCCAAUCGGCCUCCUGGGAUGUGGCCAAAAAGGAGCAGAACCGCACCAAGAACCGCUACGGGAACAUUAUAGCAUAUGACCAUUCAAGGGUUAUUCUCCAGCCCAUAGAAGACGAUCCCUCCUCCGACUACAUCAACGCCAACUACAUCGAUGUAAGUGGAAACGCAUCGAAUGCUACUAUUGGCUCCCAACGAAACCAACGAAACCACACUCCCUCGCUCAUUUGGCUGUACAGGGAUGGUUACCAGAGACCAAGUCACUACAUUGCUACUCAGGGUCCUGUUCAUGAGACAGUGUAUGACUUCUGGAGGAUGGUGUGGCAGGAACAGUCAGCCUGCAUUGUCAUGGUAACCAAUCUGGUGGAGGUUGGAAGGGUUAAGUGCUAUAAAUAUUGGCCAGAUGAUGCGGAGGUGUACGGAGACUUCAAGGUGACUUUUGUGGAAGUUGAACCUCUUGCUGAAUACGUGGUUCGCACAUUUACGCUAGAGAGGCGUGGUUUCAACGAGGUGCGGGAGGUCAAGCAGUUCCACUUCACAGGCUGGCCUGAUCACGGUGUUCCAUAUCAUGCCACGGGACUACUUUCCUUCAUCCGCAGAGUGAAAAUCUCCAAUCCACCCUCUGCUGGGCCAAUUGUGGUACACUGCAGUGCUGGAGCAGGGCGUACAGGCUGUUUCAUAGUCAUUGACAUCAUGUUGGACAUGGCGGAGAGAGAAGGAGUGGUCGACAUCUACAACUGUGUGAAGGCUCUUCGCUCCAGGAGGAUCAACAUGGUACAGACUGAGGAGCAGUAUAUAUUCAUCCAUGAUGCCAUACUGGAGGCGUGUCUAUGUGGAGAAACAGCCAUACCAGUCUGCGAGUUCAAAGCUGCUUUUUAUGAGCUGAUCCGCAUCGACUCACAGACCAACUCGUCACAUCUGAAGGAUGAGUUCCAGACAUUAAACUCGGUGACUCCUCAGCCUCAACCUGAAGACUGCAGCAUCGCAUUGUUGCCUAGAAACCAAGAUAAGAACCGCUUUAUGGACGGCCUUCCUCCUGACAGAUGCCUUCCCUUCCUCAUUACAAUAGACGGAGAAAGCAGCAACUAUAUCAAUGCUGCUCUGAUGGAUAGCUACAGACAGCCUGCUGCAUUCAUCGUUACCCAGCAUCCUUUGCCUAACACUGUCAAAGACUUUUGGCGCCUGGUUUAUGACUAUGGAUGUACCAGUUUGGUGAUGCUGAAUGAGAUUGACCUGGCUCAGGGUUGUCCCCAGUACUGGCCAGAGGAGGGCAUGUUACGUUACGGCCCCGUCCAGGUGGAAUGUAUGUCCUGCUCAAUGGACUGUGACGUUAUCAGCAGACUUUUCAGAGUCUGCAACCUCACCAGGCCUCAGGAAGGCUACCUGAUGGUCCGUCAGUUCCAGUACCUGGGGUGGGCGGGACACAGAGAAGUCCCCGCCUCCAAACGCUCCUUCCUCAAACUGAUCCUGCAGGUCGACCAGUGGCAGCGUGAGGGAGAGGAGGGAGAGGGAAGAACCAUUGUGCACUGCCUAAAUGGAGGUGGGCGUAGUGGAGUUUUCUGCGCCAGCAGCAUUGUGUGUGAGAUGGCCAAGAGACAGAGCGUGGUCGAUGUCUUCCACGCUGUAAAGACCUUGAGGAACAGCAAACCUAACAUGGUGGAUACUCCGGAACAGUAUCGCUUCAGCUACGACCUGGCACUGGAGUUCAUCGAGUCCUCUUAAACAAAGGAGAGAAAAAGAAGAAGAAGAAGAGGAGGAGGAUUAAGAGGAGGAGGUGAAGAAGAGCAGAACAUCUUUUCACUUCCCAUGUGUUUGAUCCUUUGCUUUCGCUUGGUCCCGACUCCCCUCUGUGGCGGCCGUUCUGUAGCACCCGUUUUGUGUCCCUACAAAUGGCACAAGCAAAAACCGGCUCCUCCUCGCGCAGCGUUGUGAAGAAUCCAAAUAAAGGGAAGAAAAGUUCAGACUUUUAACAGAAUGAGCUGCUGGGAGUGCAACACGGGGGGGAGAUGUUACUCCUUUUCCUCCUUUACGCUUAUUGUACAGCUUUUUUGAGUGCCAGCGGGCCCCCCUGUAUGUUUUGGGCCCCAUUUAAAUGUUUAACGUCUCAUCACAAGCCCUCCCCUACCCCCACCUCCCUCCCAUGGACUUGAUGCCUCAUGCUGUGUCAGCUGCAGUACUCAGUGUGCACUGUAGAUGUCUCCCUCUCCCCUUUGCAAGCUGCAACCACAGCUUUUGAAUAACUGCAAGUGCUAGUUUUCAGUGGCCACACAUUCCUGCUCUCAUGCUAAUUUCUGAGUAACUUAACAGUGUUGGGCAUCUCAUCAUGGUGAUGUUUGAAUAUUUUGCAGCCAGUACUUUUGUACAAGAAAAAGAAACUUACAGCCUGGCCAAACUCUGUGAAUGCUUCUGUUUUCUACUCCAUACAUCAGCGGCCAUCUUCAUGUUAUUUUUCUGGUUGUUUCAGUGAGCAUUAUUAUGGAUUUAAGUACUUAAGAGCCACUUUGAACCCAUUUUGCAUUGGUUACAUACAGGAGGUUGUCAGAUAACAGAAUACAAAGACACAGAAAAUAAUCUUAAAUGUCUGUUUGCUAAUUUGAUGAAUAAACUUUAGAAAGAAGACCAACAAUGAAACACAACAAAAAAGUUUACACAGGGAGUAUUAGGCUUUUAGGUUCACUUUUGUUUUUUUUGUUUUGUUUUUUACAACAUCAUGAAGUGGCAACUUAAAGAAAUGUGUAGGAUUUUCACUCAAAUGUAUUCCGUUCGAACAAGUGUGAUAUGUGUCAUUGUUUAUGUUUCCUGCAGCCACUGUGGGCUGCAGAGUGGAUUUUCUGUGCUUUACUGAUCUACUGGAUAGAAGUCUUCUUUGUACCCCAAAUUGUAAAAAAAAAAAAAAAAAAAAAUGAAUACUUAAGAUUUUGUUCAACCAUGUGACAUUAGCAUAAUCAUGUUUGUUUCAGGGCUGGGCCCAAUGCACUUUCAAUUCAGCCAAUUCACAAAUGGGAUGUUUAAUUUCAAAUAUGAACAGGGUUUUUGGGUACGAGGGAAUCGGCUUAUUAACUCUUAGAAAAAGACUGAGGAUGCACGCUAUUUUCGUGAACAGGUCAAUUACAGUUUCCAUUUAUGGUUUGAAUGGAAUUGGAAGUGAACUGACCCCAGGCCUCAUUCGUUUUGUGCACUGGUGGCCAACACUUUUUCUUUUUUUUUCUCCUCCUUGUUUUUUUAUUAUUUUGUAGCUGAUGUUUAUUCAUAAGCCAAAGACUUUGUGUAAAUAUGUCUAUAUGGAUAAAGCACAUUGUUUGUAUUUAUUGUUUGUUUACUUGCAUUACUUGUAAGAACAAUCAUUCUUCAUUCCAUGUUUACUCUACCACCAGCGUUUCUUAAACUGCGGCUCGGGACGCAAAACUGGGCUGCGAGUCUGUUUCCUCUGGAGUACUGAGAGUAUUAGUUUGAUUUAAUGAGCCCAUAAUGGGUCCUGAGGUCAGAGGCUACAGCUGCUCAAUUUGGGUCCGUGAAGAAAAAGUUUAAGAACCCCUGAUAGAAGCUGUAUAUUAAAGCAUUAGACGUAGUUUUUCAGUAUUUAGGUGGAAUUCAGUAGUAUUGUCUUGUUUUCACUUAAUGAAACUCUCUGUGAUGUUACUGUGGUUUAUUUGUGUAAAAGCCCCCAUUUGCUCUGUUUGUGGUCAGUAGAACAUCGGUGCAUUUAUAUGCACAGAGUAUUUUGGAUAAUAGUGCCUAUCCCUCUUAACCUCUUAGUAGGGAUAAGCUGUUUAUCUUCAUCCUCAUACCCUGCUCACUCACAUUACCCCUGAAUACACACGGACUCAGUGAUGCAAACGGGCUUAGUGAGUGAAACACGCAGGACUGUGGAACAAAAAAACAUUUAUUGUGCCUAAUCAUUUGAAUUUCCUUGUUGAUACAAGCAUUUUAACAGCAUCUUAGAUCGCAACCAGGGCUUAGUUGAAUGCGUUCUCAUGGACGAUCAAUGUUUUGAAUACCUUCUGGACCAUGAUUCAGUGUGUUUUAUUAAUCAGAAUGCUUCAUGAAUUCUUUGUGAGGCUUUACCAGAUGUGUUUCUGUUGUGCACAAACUGAUUCAGAUAAAAAAAACAAAACAACAACUUUAUUGUAAAUAAAAUGUCAGAGGUUCCACGUGGUUGGAACAAGAGUAGCCCAGGUCUACUGUUAAGGAUGUAAAUAGACUAUCAUGAGUGCUAUAAGAGGCUCUAUUGUUGGAUGAGCAGUAGAGAUUUAGAUGAUGGAUGCAAUGUCAGAACAUUAGUUCUGCUGUAGAUAAAAAGUCAGAGAUUGUACUCCUGGAGGAUCCAACUUCAAAUUUUGACAGAUAUUAUUUGAAAAGCAUUAUAGUUUCCACUGAAUACAGAACUUUAUUCUGCUGGUGGAACAUCAAGUUUCAUUUUUUUUUUCCUCCAGAUUUCUGGUCCGACCCAAAGAGCGGAGAGAGAAUUCAAAGGCUAUAACACUAUACUAAUACAGCCGUACAAUGUCUCGUUGGACAAAACUGAUGGUAAUCUCUAUAGCAUGCAGAGAGAGGAAGUGAAUCAGUGAAUGAUGAGACUGUUAAUAAUUUAAUAGUAUGUUAACCUUCUUAACUACACGGCUUAGGGAAAAACUAAGGAGCAAAUCAUGUUAAAAUGCCCAUAAUUCCCCCUUAAUAAAUCUGAAGUAAUGGCCCUGAAGAGUAGUGAAUGAAGCAGGUGUCUGGAUGAGAGGCCAGUCUGAGCAUAGAAUUGAUAUUCAUGGUUCAUAAUUAUUCUUGUCUGUAAUGUUUGGCUUCUUUGCUGUAAUAAAGACCACUUCUUUAAUGAAA
Molecule: messenger RNA, 7868 nt
Organism: Dicentrarchus labrax (European seabass)
Lineage: Eukaryota; Metazoa; Chordata; Actinopteri; Moronidae
Gene: ptprk
Product: protein tyrosine phosphatase receptor type K
Exons: 41
Coding region: 258-4760 (1500 amino acids)
Biological process (GO): protein dephosphorylation
Cellular component (GO): membrane
Molecular function (GO): protein tyrosine phosphatase activity; protein binding
Source: RefSeq, a predicted model, not a curated record